Molecule: messenger RNA, 850 nt
Organism: Trichoderma harzianum CBS 226.95
Lineage: Eukaryota; Fungi; Ascomycota; Sordariomycetes; Hypocreales; Hypocreaceae
Exons: 2
Coding region: 125-739 (204 amino acids)
Source: RefSeq, a predicted model, not a curated record
CUCGGUGUGUCGAAGUAUUUCAGGUUUUUUUAUUCCUUUGCUUCUUCUUCUUUUUACCAGAUCAAGUCCUCUUAAUUCCUCGUCAAAAAGCUACUCCUUUUCGAAUUAUUAACCCAUCGUUAUAAUGAAGACUACCUCAUUCCUCCUUGCCGCCUCAAUGGCUGGCGCUGUGGUUGCGCAGAAGCUGUCGGAUUACUUUCCGGAAUGCUCUCUGAACUGUCUUGAGCAGGGAACCACUUCUGCUACUGACUGCACUCUGGGUGAUGCAGUCUGCUUCUGCGUGCAGAGCAACUACGAGGCCAUCUACAACGCAGAACUUUCCUGCGUGCUCAAGGACUGCGGUGCCGAUGUCUCUGUCGACAAAGUCCUCCCUGCUGCAAUUCAGUUUUGCUCUGCCGCCACUGCGUCUGCUUCUGCCACUGCUGCUGCACCGGCUGAGUCUACAUCAGCCACCUCCGCGGCCACGACUGAGACGACAUCACAAGCAGCUUCUUCUUCUUCGUCUUCUUCUUCUUCUUCUUCCGAAGCAUCUGAGACUUCCGCUCCGCAAACGACAUCUUCUGCUGCUCGCUCAACUUCGGCUCCUCAAACCACUGCUACAAGCUCGACUCCGGUCGCAUCUGGACGUCCUGUAACGACUGCCAGCACCACAACUUCGUUUAGCACCGCUGCCGCUGCUGCUGCUGGACCAAUGGUGACUGCUGCCAUGCUCAUUGCCGGCGCCGUUGCCAUGUUGUAAUGGCAUUACAAAUGUGAACCAGACUCCCUACUGUUGUUUCUGGCAUGACAAUAUGGGUUCGAAUGGAUGGAGAUGUUAAUAUCGAUGCUCACGAUGUGGAUAGAGACGAAA